This is a messenger RNA of Dromiciops gliroides (monito del monte), 2963 nucleotides long. It is a transcript of the gene PLPPR2, whose product is annotated as phospholipid phosphatase related 2. Gene Ontology annotation, biological process: signal transduction; phospholipid metabolic process; phospholipid dephosphorylation. Lineage: Eukaryota; Metazoa; Chordata; Mammalia; Microbiotheria; Microbiotheriidae. The record is from RefSeq and is a predicted model, not a curated record. Gene Ontology annotation, molecular function: phosphatidate phosphatase activity. Bases 169 to 1521 code for a protein of 450 amino acids. The transcript has 9 exons.
CUGGCUGCCUCCGCCUGGCCUCUCGUCGGCCCGCGACACCUGGACGUCUGGAACAAAGGCCACCGGCUGGGCCUGGACUGGCCUCCCCCGUCGUGGGACGUGGAUCCGGGCCAUGGAGCGGCCGUGACCCAGGCCCCCGCCAGUUGUACCCCUCAUCCCGAUCCCACCAUGGCGAGUGGGCGGCCAGACCUGAAGAGGAGUUUCUCCAUAAUACCCUGCUUCAUCUUUGUGGAGUCAGUACUCCUGGGUGCUGUAGUGCUUCUCGCCUACCGCUUGGAAUACACAGACACAUUCCCAGUACACAGGCAGGGCUUCUUCUGCUAUGACAGUACUUACGCCAAGCCCUACCCAGGGCCUGAGGCUGCCAGCCGUGUGCCACCAGCUCUCAUCUACCCCCUGGUCACUGCGGGGCCUGCCAUCACGAUCCUCCUUGGAGAGCUUGCCCGGGCCUUCUUCCCAGCUCCCACCUCAACUGUGCCAGCCUUGAGGGAGAAGACCAUUGUGUGUGGGGACUGCUGCCGCUUCAGCCCAGCCCUAAGACGGCUGGUCCGCUUCCUGGGUGUGUAUUCCUUUGGCCUCUUCACCACAUCCAUCUUUGCCAAUGCUGGGCAGGUAGUGACAGGGAAUCCUACCCCACAUUUCCUGUCCGUCUGCCACCCCAAUUAUACAGCUCUGGGCUGCCCCCCACCAGCCACAGACAAGCCUGGACUGGACCGGUAUGUCACAGACCAAGGGGCCUGUGCAGCUGGCAACCCUGCCUUGGUUGCAGCUGCCCGACGUGCCUUUCCCUGCAAGGAUGCAGCCCUGUGUGCAUUUGCGGUCACCUAUACGGCGAUGUAUGUCACACUGGUGUUCAGGGUUAAGGGCUCCAGGCUGGUGAAGCCUUCACUCUGCCUUGCCCUGCUCUGCCCAGCCUUCCUGGUGGGUGUGGUCCGUGUGGCUGAGUAUCGCAACCACUGGUCAGAUGUGCUGGCUGGAUUCCUAACUGGGGCAGCUAUCGCCACCUUCCUGGUCACCUGUGUUGUGAACAAGUUCCAGAGUCGAAUGCCUCUGAGUCAGAGAACAUUCAGAUGGGAAGGUCUGAGCCCAGUACCUGCUAUUGAGAACCCCCUUGAAAAGUUAAAUUCAGCCCAGGAGCCCAAGACCACUGCACCCCCGCUGCAGCCUGCCCGCCUCACCCCACCCAAGCUGCAGAGCUGUACCCGUCGGGGCCACCUGAUUCCCAGCUGUGUGUCUUCCCGGGCCCCCCCGAUGUGUUCUUCCCCUCGUGUUCCCCGCGCUCGAGUGAGGUCUGAGCCAACAUUGCCUGCCAUGACCCCUGGCCCCAGCCAGGGCCCCCCACCAUCCCCUGGACCAUCUGUGGCUGGUGGGGGUGGAGGUGGGGGUGGCAGGGGCCGGAAGUUGCUGCUGCCCACUCCUCUGCUGCGGGACCUGUACACCCUCAGCGGACUCUACCCCUCCCCUUUCCAUCGGGACAGCUUCAGCCCUUACCUGUUUGCCAGCCGGGACCACCUGCUGUGAACUCAGGUUCCUAGAUCCUGAGAGCCUCUGGCCCCAGACGCCCCCUGGAGUCAGAUGUUCUCAGGCCAUGUGUGUGUGUCUCCUGUGUGCCUGUGUGCCUGUGUGUGUGUGUGUGUGUGUGUGUGUGCAUGUGCACACACACCUGCCUGUGCGUGUCCCCAACAGCCAGUCCCACAUGGAUAUGGGGAGGGGUGGAGAAUUUAAAGAAAGUCCAGGCUUGGGUGGGGCUUCGUGUCUCACUCCCCUCUCUAGCUGGCUGGGCCCCAGGAGGGUCUUCAUUGCCAGAUCUAAGGGAAUUUAGGAUUGGGAAGGCUGAGGGUGGAGACCCUCCAUUGCCCCAAGGUUUGGAGGAGGGACAGAAGCUUCUCCUUUUUAGGCAGAAGCUAAUAGAAUUAACCUCUGGCCUCUUACUGCACAUCGAGGACCUUUCUGUCUCAAAAUUCUAAGGAUGCUUGGGGUUGGUGUGAUUCCAGCCAAUAAAAAAGCCCAUGGUUCUGAGACUUGGGAGUGGAGGAGGGGAAAUGUGGAGGGACGUCUGACACCAGCCAAUGAGAGUGCUCAGUGUCUAAGAAUUACAGGGAAUCUUGGUUCUUGCCGGGGUUGGGUCCUAGAUGUCUCAGAAUGCCAAUAAUGGUAAUGAUUCCUAAUGAUGGAGCCUAGGUAUUUGAAGAUUCUUGGGGUUGGGGGAGGAAGGGAAGCCAGUCUCAGCCAAUGGGAGCUCCUUCUGAUUAUUCUGAGAUUACCCCUCUUCAGAUAGUAGGAUGGUGAAAAGAGGCAGCAAAUCUGACCUGGUUGGGUGUCGUUGGAUUGUCAGGGUCCUUCUACUGAAGCUACAUCUCUCAUUUUCCCAUUGCAAGGUCCUUUAAUGGGGCAGCUCCCACCCAACCCUGAUAGGCUCCCCUAUCCUCCCAGCCAAGCUGGGUUCUUCUCCUUAUCUCCUCCUUCAUCCCCCAAUUCUAAUAAUUAUUUUAAUGACUCUAAACUCUGAGUUCCUCUCCAGCCAUCAGGGCUGGAAAGGAGGGUUUUUCUUUUAAGUCUGUGCUCUGAGACUAAGGUGGGGGAAAGAGAGUAGUUAAGCAGAGUCUUUGAGGUCCCAGUGUUGUGUCCCCCAAGUGCCCUAUCCCUCACUUCCUUGGUCCUAGAUUUGGGGGGGGGGUUCACCUUUUGGACUUAAGACCAGAGUCUUGUGGUGGAGAAGGGAGAGGAGGUAGGGGUUUCCCUGUGACCUACACACUUGGGAGAUCAGCUUUUGUGUCCUGCUUCCUCAUCCCACCCAACAAAACAAAAACAAAACCACCUUUUUGCUUCCUAAACUGGCUGUGCCAGUCCCAGGGCACACUGCCCCUAACACCCCCUAGCCCUAGCGAAAGAGAGCAACAGAGAGAGACCUCUCUUCCACUCCAAGUUUCACAGCCUUUAAUAAAGAUCUGUUUGUAUCAGAA